AUGCUUCAUAGGAGAUUUGACGAGUCGGAAACGGCAUUUUCAUGCAAGAUUCCAUGGCAGAUCUGGGAACUCGUCCCAAGCCCCAUCCACUCCGCACCAUCAAACCCCAACGAACCAAUACCCGGAAUGUCUCUUCAUCUUGGCCCAUCUCUCCAACCUCUCGGCGGAUCUUCUCCGGCACCUGUAUUCGCCUGGCUCGAGCAUUCUUUCAACAGAAUCCAGCCCGAGAUGUGCAAUUUUGAUUAA
This is a messenger RNA of Paracoccidioides lutzii Pb01, 246 nucleotides long. RefSeq lists its product as hypothetical. The transcript is spliced from 2 exons. Bases 1 to 246 code for a protein of 81 amino acids. The record is from RefSeq and is a predicted model, not a curated record.